This is a messenger RNA of Suillus bovinus, 705 nucleotides long. RefSeq lists its product as uncharacterized. The transcript has 5 exons. The record is from RefSeq and is a predicted model, not a curated record. Gene Ontology annotation, molecular function: nucleic acid binding. NCBI's taxonomy places the organism in Eukaryota, Fungi, Basidiomycota, Agaricomycetes, Boletales, Suillaceae. The coding region runs from base 1 to 705 and encodes 234 amino acids.
AUGUCGAUCGUUCAAAAGCACUGGCCCAAUGAGGAUCAUAUCUUCAUCUUCAAUAAUGCGACAACUCAUCUCAAGCACCCCAAUGGUUCUCUCUCCGCAUGCAAAAUGCCUAAAGGAACACCUAAAGUUGGGACAAACUGGGGUGUUGAGGUAACAGUGAGAAAUUCAGAAGGGAAGAUUAUUUAUGGUGUUGAUGGGAAGCCCACAAAGAUGAAAAUAUGCAUGGGUGAUGGCACUUUCGAGGACGGUAUUUUUAAGGGCAUGGCAAAAAUUCUGGAGGAGCGUGGUUAUGACAAUAUGGUGAAUGUUCGUGCAGAGUGUAGGCCAAAUUUUACAUGCAAGCCUGGUGUCAAACAUUACUGCUGUCGACAGAUGUUGUACAAUGAACCUGACUUUGUGAAUGUCAAAUCUACACUUGAACUUGCCGCUGAAUCACAAGGAAUCUCAGUACUGUUCCUUCCAAAAUUUCACUGCAAGCUUACUUUUAUUGAGCAGUGUUGGGGGCAUGCCAAGCGAGUAUACCACCAAAUGCUGCCCUCACCUAGCAAGCAUGAUCUCGCGAAGAACCUCGUCGACGCGCUGGAGUCCGUGACUGUGGAGCAAAUGUGGAAAUAUGCAUGUUGUUCUCACAGAUUCAUGGAUGCUUAUAAAAAAGGUUUAAUGGGAAAACAAGGGCAUGGGCAACUUGAGAAGGCUGGACUUUAA